AGACGGCGCUGUCAGUCAGCGGGAGGGGGGCGUGGCGACGGCAUCAAGCUGCGCUGCGCGGCAGAGCCCCGCUGGUGUCCGGCCCGUUCGGCCCCACCGGGAGCGGUGAGCGCCCAUUGACCACAACGGAGGAGAACCGUCCCCAUCUCCACUCAGAGCCCGUCGCCCUUUGGUCGGAGCAGGUGGUGUGAGCACCCUAAUAGCAGGACCCUCAGUGCUGGGCCUGGUGCUGAUGGCAGACGAUGUCCACCACUAAUAACAUCGCUCAGGCCCGUAAGCUGGUGGAGCAGCUCCGCAUCGAGGCCGGCAUCGAGCGCAUCAAGGUCUCCAAAGCUUCAUCGGAGCUGAUGAAUUACUGUGAGCAACAUGCCCGGAGCGACCCACUGCUGGUUGGGGUUCCUGCAUCCGAGAACCCCUUUAAGGACAAAAAACCUUGCACCAUCCUAUAGCCACCCCAGCUUUAAUCUGUGCCCCCCAAAGCAGGGCAGGGCCGGACCCACUGGCUGUAGGGUAACGGCCAAGCAGAGGUUGUAGGGCUGCCCCACAUCGGGCUCUGCAGGUUGGGGUGGUGGUAAAGGGAGCGGAGCAGAGGGGUGAAUAUUAACCAAGUUAAUAAGAAACAAACCUAAAGGGGGGGGGGGUUGGGGGUUUGGGUUGGGGGGGUUGUGGGGUGGGAGGGGGUUUGUUUUCAAAGCAGAGGUGGUGGGGUGGGGGAGGAAUGGAUGGGUUUGGUUUGGUGAUGGCCAGCGGGAUGGGAGAGGGGGGCAAAGGGAGAGUGUGGGGCUGGGUGUGGGGCUGGGUGUGGGGCUGAGCCCCUCUGUCCGCAUUGCAGGGUGCAGCCUUGGGGAUGGUGUAGGGGGGGAGGUGAGAGCUGCUGUGUAAAGCAAUGGGGCCAACCCCCCCCCCCACAACAAAGCACCCCAUAACACAGCUUGAUAAACCACAGGGGGGCAUGGAGUGGGGGGGGUUCUGGGUGCAGCCAGCCCCACAUCACCCCACAUUGACCCACAUUGCUGCACCCCCCCCCUCCACCCCUCCACCCUCCCUUGACCCCCAUGGCUGAGCUCUGAACUCCAGCCCCACGGCUCCGGGUUGUGCUGCAGGUUGUCCUCCUCUCUAGGAAGGGGUUUCCUCUGUCCUUAAUCUAGUCCAGCUCCAGCCUUAUUUUUCUACUCCGGAUUGCUGAUUCUUCCUCUAUGUUAGAGACCAGUGCAUGGUGCUAUAGCUGGUGGAUGGGGGCAGAGAGCAGCCCCGUGCCCCCCACAGCCCUGCCUGCCCCACACCUGCCAACAGUGCUCUGCCCAGGGGGGUCCAGGAGAGUCCGUGUGGGUCCAGCUGGGUCUCUGUGGGUCCAUGGGUCCAUAUGAGUCCAUAUGGGUCUGUGUGGGUCCAGGUGGGUCCCUAUGGGUCUGUGUGGGUCCACGGGACCAUAUUGGGUCCAUAUGAGUCCAUAUGGGUCUGUGUGGGUCCAAGUGGGUCCCUAUGGGUCAGUGUGGGUCCAUGGAUCCAUCUGGUUCUGUGUGGGUCCAUGGGUCCUUGUGGAUCCAGGUGGGUCCCUAUGGGUCUGUGUGGGUCCACGGGUCCAUAUUAAGACUGUAUGAGUCCA
Coturnix japonica (Japanese quail) is the source of this 1606-nucleotide messenger RNA. RefSeq names its product G protein subunit gamma 7 (gene GNG7). Gene Ontology annotation, cellular component: heterotrimeric G-protein complex. The record is from RefSeq and is a predicted model, not a curated record. Lineage: Eukaryota; Metazoa; Chordata; Aves; Galliformes; Phasianidae. Gene Ontology annotation, molecular function: G-protein beta-subunit binding. Gene Ontology annotation, biological process: G protein-coupled receptor signaling pathway.